Diaporthe citri is the source of this 816-nucleotide messenger RNA. RefSeq lists its product as uncharacterized. The coding region runs from base 1 to 816 and encodes 271 amino acids. Lineage: Eukaryota; Fungi; Ascomycota; Sordariomycetes; Diaporthales; Diaporthaceae. The record is from RefSeq and is a predicted model, not a curated record. The transcript has a single exon.
AUGAGUAUCGAGGAAGUCGGACUCGACGACUCGGACUAUCCCGAUUUGCGCGGCUGGAGAUUCAGUGUGGGAAACCCAGGGCAGCUACACGCGUCGAACCCGCCCGUGGUCGCCCGGAGCCUGUUGGAGGUAAGUAGUGCUAGUAGGCACGUGGCGACCCGUUUCCUCGACCAGCCCCCAGAGACCAUAAACCCGCCUUGCUUCACUGACGCGCUGACGGGGCUCGGCCUUUCACUUACGUCCGACAUCUUUUGGCUCCUUGAUGAUUUUCCGCGGUUGGUUAAUAUUUAUUGGGACCUUCCCUCCCUUAGAAAGGGGCCUCGUGAGGAGGCGAAAAUGCAUUCGGUCGUGAUCAGCCUCCAUGCGUUCGAGCAGGCUUUGCACUGGAGGGAGAAGAACCAGAUGACUGGUGAGUACGUCAACGGGCCGAAUGUGGGGCGGAACUCUUUACUGCGAGAGUUCUUUUUCCGCUUCCCUGUCAUGAAGAACUUAAUCGUAAUGGUCGACGCCCCUCGAGACCACGUUGCCUUGGAUCAGAUCCAAAUCAUCAGGCCGGAUGAUCCUACAGCGUACGAAAUAAGCGACGAGGAUGGGCCGGCCAGGUGCCAUUCCGCCUUUGAGAAGUACGUGGCGCUACAAAGUGAGUGCAUAAAGCUGGCCACCAGCGAGCGAGAACUCCACGAGGCGAUUUUAAGGAUGCAGCAUGGAGAGAUGGGAUCCGACUUCAGCGAUGAUGACGACGAGCUUUCUCGUGGUCCGGAGUAUAGGUGGCUCCAACCGUGGCCAGAGCUAUCUUUUGCCUUUUUGAAGCCAUGA